UCUCGAGUAAGAUUUGUUCUUGAGCACCAAAUUCACCAUAUUCUUCAAGGAUUCUUAUGGUUUUUCAUCACGUGUCUCCAUCAGCUGCCCAACGCGUCUGCCGAUAGUAAUUUUAAUUCUUUUACCGCAGAAAAAGGAGGGAGAUGAAUUUGUUGGCACCGAUUGUCCUCGCACCAAAAGCAUCCUACCACACAUGACUAUCAGAGUCCACAGAUAUAUACGUAUAGGCAUAUACUCCUUUUACAUUCUCUGAGCACCAUGGAGGGUAGCACCGGUUCCCUGGUUUUCAGGCCGCUGGUUUUAGGCAAAUCCUGCUGCGGCGCUGGUGCCAGACGGCUCUGUUUCCGGGUGCUGGUGACGAGGCCGAGUGAGUCCGGCGACCGGAGGCGGGGCAGCAGGAUGGUGGACGAGAACAUGAUCGUGCUGAGGAAGAGGAUUCAGGAGAUGAAGAUGGGGGAGAGGAACUACGAGGCGCCUGCCCACUGGAUGGAGUGGGAGAAGAGGUACUACGCCUCGUAUGACUCGGACGUGUGCGAAGGGGUGGGUCAGUUGCAGAGGUUUCUCAUGGGCACCAGGCCCAGUGUGGCUCUGGGGAUGCUGCUGCUGCUCGGUUUCAGCGUGCCCUCUUCUGUUGUUGCAGCCCUUCUCUAUGUGAUUGAGGCUGGACAUCAAAUCAUUGGUACUAGCUAGAAUCUCCUUGUGUCAAUUAUAUCGUCUUUGGUGGUAAAAAUAUUGAUCUUUGCAUGAUAAUACUGAUGAUCCAUAUUCUAUAGUUGUCUGUUUUCGUUUGCUCUUUCAAGACUUAUUGUAUAAAUAAAUGAGUAGCAUAUAUACUUUUGAAAUUUUAGUUA
This is a messenger RNA of Nymphaea colorata (pocket water lily), 851 nucleotides long. RefSeq lists its product as uncharacterized. The record is from RefSeq and is a predicted model, not a curated record. The transcript has a single exon. Lineage: Eukaryota; Viridiplantae; Streptophyta; Magnoliopsida; Nymphaeales; Nymphaeaceae. Bases 259 to 690 code for a protein of 143 amino acids.